Molecule: messenger RNA, 1146 nt
Organism: Drosophila miranda
Lineage: Eukaryota; Metazoa; Arthropoda; Insecta; Diptera; Drosophilidae
Product: akirin-like
Exons: 1
Coding region: 337-912 (191 amino acids)
Biological process (GO): positive regulation of transcription by RNA polymerase II; positive regulation of innate immune response
Cellular component (GO): chromatin; nucleus
Molecular function (GO): transcription coregulator activity
Source: RefSeq, a predicted model, not a curated record
ACACGUUUAUAGCAGUAGAUUUUCCCUGAGUAUGGAAAAUCGUCGUCCAGAAUAAUUUGAAAACAUAAUCAAAAAUUAAUACUAAUUUCAGUGGCCUUUGCAAUACGGCUCAAAUAGCUAGCAAUCAAUACCAUAACUACCUUAUAUGACUUAAUAAUCUGGAUCAUUUGUACAAUAAAGCUGGUGUAAAGUGGUGCAGCAACUCGACAGGGAACUCAUAGUGCAACGCCGAAAAGCCAAUUGAAGGAAUCACACUUCCAACAGCAGCUGUGGAAAGAAGCCAAUUUACACAGCUACAAAUUUACCAACUUUUCAUCGAGAACCUUAACAAUAGCGAUGGCCGGUGACACACUGAAACGCGCCUUAGACCGGGAGUCGAUGACCCAGCGGCCCCCCAAGCGUAGGCGUUGCAAUCUCUUCGGCCAGUCGGCGGUCCUGUCGCGAGACCGCGAUGGACCCACCAUCUCUUCGGGGUUAGCGCAGACGCCCAGCAAUCGCUUCGCCAAGGACAGCUUUGAGCCGAGCCCAUUCUCGGAGGCCGCUCUGGCCCAAAUGUCGCCUGACAAAAUGGCCAAAAAUUUGUGCAACGAAAUCAAAAGACUGCACAAAGGCAAGCAAUUGCCUAUCACAGCGGUCGCCAUUGAGCGCAUGCAGAACUCCGAGUCGAGCGGUUCGGAAAUGGGUUCGGACAGUCCACCGAACCAGAUGCGGCACUGCGAGAAGGCGUUGUUCACAUUCCAACAGGUGCAGCUCAUAUGCGAGGGCAUGAUCAAGGAGCGCGAGGAUCAGCUGCGCGAGCGCUACGAGUCCGUACUGACCACCAAACUGCACAAGCAGCACGAUGCCUUUGUGAAAUUCACGUACGACCAGAUACAGUGUCGUUACAAGGCAGCGCCCAGCUACUUGUCGUAGGGCACACAAACAAAAAAAUUUAACAUUAACAAUAAUUGCAACACAAUCUUAAGUGACGGUAGAUCUACCGCAACAACCAGAGCCCGCAUUAAAACUAAAUCAAGAAACAUGGGAAACUAAACAAGAAAACCAUAGCUUACAAGAAAACUACCAUACAAAUUGUAAAUUGUGUUUAUUGGGUUUAUGAUAAAUAUUUUGAAAUAAAUGUAAAGUUAAAGUUUACGACUACAACUA